Aspergillus caelatus is the source of this 207-nucleotide messenger RNA. RefSeq lists its product as uncharacterized. The transcript has 2 exons. The coding region runs from base 1 to 207 and encodes 68 amino acids. Lineage: Eukaryota; Fungi; Ascomycota; Eurotiomycetes; Eurotiales; Aspergillaceae. The record is from RefSeq and is a predicted model, not a curated record.
AUGGUAGCCCACGGUGACAUGAUGAUGGACAUGACCAUGGCCACAGCAACAUCCACAGGAGCCAUGAGCUCGAGUACUGCAUCACACUCGAUGGACAUGGGAGGUAUGCACGGCGGCUCAAACAGCUGCAAGAUCUCAAUGUUAUGGAACUGGACCGUCAAAGACGCCUGUAAGGACUACUCCUCCAAGACGAAAAAGAAGCCCUAA